AUGCACUCAACAUCUGAAUCAUGGGCACGUCGGGUUCCUAUGCCCCACCAGAAUAUAGGUCUACGGGGGGAUCAGUAUAUUCAAGCGGUGUUGAACAGAAACCCCAACGAGUUGCAAAGAGAUGUUUCGAAUGGAAGUGCCUGCAUUCCGGCGGUAAUGGGGUCGCUACGUCGGACUGUGAUUAGGCCGACACACAAUCAUGGGGUCCAUCCUUACAUUGCGAGUAACCGUCACAAUUAUCCAUGGUUUGAGAAAAGUCUUGGUGCAUUGGACGGCACAAAAAUUUUAGCUGUUACACUAGCUCGUCUUUCAAACACAUAUAGAAAUCAUUAUAAUCGGAUUGCACAGAAUGUUUUAUGCUUAUGUGACUUCGAUAUGAAGUUCCCGUUUGUGUAUACUGGAUGGGAGGGCACAACCCAUGAUGCACGAGUUUUUCUAGAUGCCCUGAGUCGAGCGCAGAAUGGAUUUCCAUGGCCAGAACCAGGAUAUUAUUAUCUUGUCGAUUCCGCAUUUCCUUGUAUUCAGAAGUUUAUGCCGCCAUAUCCACGAGAGAGGUAUUAUCGAUCUGAUCAUUAUGGUGCCCGUCAAUUCCGAAGUUAUAAAGAUUAUUUUAACUUUCGUCAUUCAUCGCUGCCCAAUGUUAUUGAGCGCACAUUCGCUUUGUUGAAAAACCGGUUUCAGAUAUUGGAAGCGAUGCCUCGAUAUUCCCCAAACAAGCAGGGGAUGAUCUUGACCACAUGUUGUACACUGCACAACCUGAUUAAAACGAUCACGCUGAAUGAUGAGUUCAUUCAGCAUGCAUUGGGCCUUCAGUUCAAUGGACAAAAUAUGCCUGGGGGAGAAGACGUGGGCUCAACUGAAGAAGUGGUAGACAUGUCCCAUGAGUCAGCUGGAACUAUGGUAGCACAGAGAGAUGGGAUUACGAUUCCUAUGUGGGAGAACCUGAAUGGGGAUGAAUGUGUAUUGCAUAUUUUCUAA
Molecule: messenger RNA, 978 nt
Organism: Juglans regia (Persian walnut)
Lineage: Eukaryota; Viridiplantae; Streptophyta; Magnoliopsida; Fagales; Juglandaceae
Exons: 4
Coding region: 1-978 (325 amino acids)
Source: RefSeq, a predicted model, not a curated record